Messenger RNA from Humulus lupulus (European hop), 468 nucleotides. RefSeq names its product protein MOR1-like. The coding region runs from base 26 to 370 and encodes 114 amino acids. NCBI's taxonomy places the organism in Eukaryota, Viridiplantae, Streptophyta, Magnoliopsida, Rosales, Cannabaceae. The record is from RefSeq and is a predicted model, not a curated record. The transcript is spliced from 3 exons.
UUCAUUUAUUCUUAUCCUGACUCGGAUGUCUUAUUUUAGUCUGAUUUUUUAUUCAACUUUACAGGAUAAUGCAGAUCGAACUUCAUCCUUUGUUGUUCUCAUCAAUCUCUUACGUCCAUUAGAUCCUUCAAGGUUGCCCUCACCUGCAUCAAAUGAGACAUUUGCUGUCAGAAAUCAAAAGUUCUCUGAUCUGGUUGUUAAAUGUUUGAUAAAACUUACAAAGGAAGGCAAUGUUGCCAACCAGAGGGAACAUCUAAUUCUUCUCCUUGCCAAUAUUCACAUUCAGAAAGCUAAUAAGCAGUCUGUCUUGAAGUUUUUGGUGGAUCCUACUCCAUUUUCUAGGAUCUUGCAGGCAAAGGACACCAAGUGAAUUAGAUAGAGAGGUUAAGAACUUGAGGGUGGCAUUUACUGACCUGUUUUUGAAGCAUAACACUUUCAAAGAAAUUGCAAAUCCAUCAAGAUAUUGAU